Messenger RNA from Spirodela intermedia, 1437 nucleotides. NCBI's taxonomy places the organism in Eukaryota, Viridiplantae, Streptophyta, Magnoliopsida, Alismatales, Araceae. The record is from the annotation of a GenBank genome assembly.
AUGUGGACAAUCUCUAGAUCUUCUCGCGAAGUCUAAAGAUUAAUGAAAUGGGUCGUCGAGUCGUCUCCGGUGGCUGUCACUCGGCGGAGCGGAAAAACGGCGACUUUGUGGCUCUCCAGCGGUUGUCACCCAACGAAGAGGAGCUGGAUGGAGGUGGGGCGUAUGUCAGGGAGCUUCAUCCUCAGGUCUGCACAGCAAGAGGAGGCUCUUCAUCGCAUCUGGUACGCUCUCAAGAGGUGGCGACUCGUCUCCCGGCGGAUCGUCCUCUUCCUGACGACGGCUUGUUCAUCGAUCAAUCGAAGAUGAUUUACUCAAUGGAUUCGCGAUCCUUUUAUCGCGAAUCGUUUAGCAAUUUUAGUAGCAAUGCUCCGCGAAUCGCGUUGAUGAGAUUUUCGUCGAUGAUCCAACGAUUCUCGUUGCUUAAUCCUUCACCGGCGAUCUGCAGGAAAGUCACAAUAAUCAGAUAAAAAUAUAUGAAUUUUGACUCUGGGAGGAUUCGAACCCGCGCCAGUUGUCCACCCCUUCUGAGGAAGGUGUGACGCGGGUUUAGUCCCACAUCGGUUGUGCAUCAAUUGUUCGGGUGAAUAUAUAGUAAUAUUAGCUUUUUGAGCAAAGUUCCUUCUCUCGCGUGUACGACCACUCCUUGCCCCACAGCCGGCUGACCACUGGUGACGUGGAAGGGGAGUGGCGCACACGUGCCCCUAUCGGUCCAAGCCGCUCGAGCCCCUGCUCGCGGCUACUCCCCGACUGAGCUUCCGACCCGCUUGCGGGCCCGGCUGGCCGGCGGGUCCCCCCCAUUUUACAAUAUUUUUAUUUCUAUUUCUUGUUUUUCAUUUAUCUCAAAAGUAAGACUGUAAAAAUCGUAUAAAAUCACAUAAUUACCCAAAAAUUCACAUUAAUAAACUGAAAACCACUUUUCACACUUUAACACAAAUAUAAGUCUAUUUAUCAUGAGUUAAGGCUAAAACUAUAUUAUUUACUAAUUAUUAACUCAUGAUAAUGAAGACUUAUCACUCACCAUGUUAUUAUCUAAAGAUGUGCCUUUAAAUUUUAAUGAGAAAUAUUUUGAGUCUUUUUCUAAUAUAAAAAGAUUACUUACUGAGACACCUAUUUUAAAAGCUCCUAAUUGGUCCCUUACCUUUGAAAUAAUGUGUGAUGCAUUAAAUUAUGUAGUGGGAGCUGUUCUAGGACAAACAAAAGAGUCAAAACCCACAGUAAUUUUAUAUGCUGGUAAAACUAUAUCCGAUGCUCAAUUAAAUUAUACCACGACUGAAAAAGAGUUGUUAGCUAUAGUAUUUUUGUUAGAAAGGUUUAAAUCAUAUAUUUUGGGAACUAAAUUAUUAUUUAUACUGAUCAUGAAAUAUUAAAAUAUUUGUUAAAUAAGAAAGAUGCAAAGCCAUAUUUAUUAAGAUAGAUUUUAUUAUUAUAAGAAUUUGA